UUUUCUUUUCAUUUUAGGAGUUGCUGGGUGUGUUUUGCUACUGAUGAAGAUGAUCGGACAGCGGAAUGGGUGCGGCCUUGCCGGUGCAGAGGAUCCACCAAAUGGGUUCACCAAGCUUGUCUACAACGAUGGGUCGAUGAAAAGCAAAGGGGCAACAGUACAGCCAGAGUGGCAUGUCCACAAUGUAAUGCUGAAUACCUAAUUGUCUUUCCAAAACUGGGUCCAGUUGUUUAUGUGUUGGAUCUUGCAGACCGCCUCAUCUCCAAAGCAUGCCCGUUUGCUGCAGCUGGAAUCAUGGUGGGUUCAAUCUAUUGGACAGCUGUCACGUAUGGAGCUGUGACCGUUAUGCAGGUUGUGGGACAUAAAGAAGGCUUAGACGUCAUGGAGAGAGCUGACCCGUUGUUCCUUUUGAUUGGACUUCCAACCAUUCCAGUUAUGCUCAUUUUGGGCAAGAUGAUUCGUUGGGAGGACUAUGUCCUGAGACUGUGGCGAAAAUACUCCAAUAAGUUACAGAUUUUAAACAGUAUCUUUCCAGGAAUAGGUUGCCCUGUUCCUCGUGUUCCAGCUGAGGCCAGCCCACUAGCAGAUCAUGUAUCAGCUACUCGUAUUCUUUGUGGGGCUUUGGUUUUUCCUACUAUUGCCACUAUAGUUGGUAAAUUAAUGUUCAGCAGUGUCAACUCAAACCUGCAAAGGACUAUUUUGAGCCAUACUAUGAGAAAGUUUGAUGCCUCAAUUCCCUGUAUUGUGACUACAAUUUGAAAGUACUGCAUUAGAUGUUCAGCCCUUGAAGACAUCCUGAGGCUACAGAAAGGGCAAUACAAAGUUCAGCCUUUCUGAAUAACAUGUACACAUAAAAUAAGCUAUUCAGUGACCAUAUGCUGAAUAUAAAUUCUCUCCAAUGAUUGAAGGAAACUUGAACAAUCCAGGGUGGUAUUGCCUUUGUGGCCAUCAAAGGAGCUUUUAAAGUGUACUUCAAACAGCAGCAGUAUUUGCGCCAGGCCCACCGAAAGAUAUUGGAUUUUCCAGAAGAGGAGGCAUG
Rhincodon typus (whale shark) is the source of this 1039-nucleotide messenger RNA. It is a transcript of the gene marchf5, whose product is annotated as membrane-associated ring finger (C3HC4) 5. The record is from RefSeq and is a predicted model, not a curated record. The transcript is spliced from 6 exons. NCBI's taxonomy places the organism in Eukaryota, Metazoa, Chordata, Chondrichthyes, Orectolobiformes, Rhincodontidae. The coding region runs from base 295 to 759 and encodes 154 amino acids.